Molecule: messenger RNA, 1143 nt
Organism: Zophobas morio
Lineage: Eukaryota; Metazoa; Arthropoda; Insecta; Coleoptera; Tenebrionidae
Product: transmembrane reductase CYB561D2-like
Exons: 3
Coding region: 73-753 (226 amino acids)
Molecular function (GO): heme binding; transmembrane monodehydroascorbate reductase activity
Source: RefSeq, a predicted model, not a curated record
AUAUAAGGACGUGGAAGACACUUUAACCCCUAGUAUAAAAUAUUUUGGUGUGGUUGAAAGUAAAGCAAUAAAAUGAAGAGCAAAACGGCGUCUGAACAAGUUUCCAUUACGGAAAGGUUUAUGUGGCUUUUUAAUACUCUGUUUCAUCAGACGUACGCUGUUGUAACUGUUUUCAUAUUUUGGACUAUUUUUUACAACAAUAAACUGGAUGCACAGUUUUCCUGGCACAUGAUACUUUCUUCCUUGGCGUACGUUCCUUUAAUGGGAGAGGCUAUAAUUCUGUUUGCUGGUGACAAUGUGUGGAGCAGAAAACUAGAACGAACUACAAAGUAUUGGAUUCAUGGUGUCCUUCUGUUCAUUAGUGCAAUUUUGGUCACAGUUGGAAUUGCUCUUAUGAUUGAUGAAAAGGGAGGCUCAGAACAUUUUAAGAGUAUUCACGGUUGGACAGGAUUAGUGUCUUGGAUCUUCGUACUGAUGUCUCAGUGUCUCGGACUAUUAGCAGCCAAAGCUCAAAUCUUUAGCAAACUGCUACCCCCAGUGUAUAUCAAAUUCCUCCAUAACUUUUUGGGGAUAUUAGGUUACGUUUUCGGAAUUGUGAGCUUGUGUUAUGGACUAGAAACACGAUCUUUUGCCAAAGUGACAUCUACAGAAGCUCGGACGGCAACGUACUCCCUCUUGGGCGUUACCACGACGUGGAGCAUCCUUGCAGCUUUGAAAUCUGGCUACAAUCAGUUAAAAACUAUUUUGUCUUAAUCGUCAUCGCCUCUUUUAAAUUAUUUUGAUAAACUUGUCGAUUGCCUCAAUCAAACUUUAUAGACGUUCCACUUAGGUAUAUCAUGUUUAUCACGGAUUAGCUCACUUCACCUAAGCCGAAUAACGAUCUUUAUUAUUUUAUAACAAUACUCAAUUGACGGAGAUGAAAGGGAUAAGUAUAUACCUGUCUAGAUAGCCCCUUUUUUCGGCAUAGUUAUUUAUUAAUUACCGAGAUUGUUAAUUAUAAUUUCUUUUGAUCCUGAGGCGUAACGGAAGAGACAAUCAUUAAGAAUCUGCAGCAUGUGCUUAUUGUAUUGUAUUGAUAUUAUCACGUUUAUUUAUUGGGAGAUACGACUAAUUUAAGUGCAAUAAAGUGCUCUCGUGUCAUUU